AAGCGCGCAGCUUCUGUGACACAACCGCUUCUCCUCCGGACCCUCCCACAGCCUCACGGACUAACGGCUAACCGACCUUCAAUCCCUGCCACCGCUGCCGGUUACGGGGAGUCCGCGCGGUCGGGGUCCCGCCGCCGCGACAUGUCGCAAAAGCCGAAGAGCCGGGGCCGCCCCACUUCCCAGGGCGAGCGGGAGCCGGGUGGCGGCGGCGAGGAGGCCCCGAGCACGUCUCGCGGGCCGGGCGGCGCCGCGUCGCAGCGGCGGGCCCAGGCCUCCCCCGCGCCGGGGCCGCGCUCGCAGAAGCAGCUGGAGCUGAAGGUGGCGGAGCUGGUGCAGUUCUUGUUGAUCAAGGACCAGAGGAAGAUCCCUAUCCGCCGCACCGACAUCCUGCGGCAUGUGGUCGGCGACUACAAGGAUGUGCUCCCAGAGCUGCUACAGCGGGCGGCCGAGCGCCUGGAGUACGUGUUCGGGUACCGGCUGGUGGAGCUGGAGCCGCGCAGCAACACCUACAUUCUGGUCAACACGCUGGAACCGGUGGAAGAGGACGCGGAGGUGCGCGGCGACCAGGGAACGCCCACCACUGGGCUGCUCAUGAUCGUACUGGGGCUCAUCUUCAUGAAAGGCAAUACCAUCAAGGAGACCGAGGUCUGGGACUUCCUGAGGCGCCUCGGGGUACACCCCGACAAGAAGCACCUCAUCUUCGGGGAACCCAAGAAGCUCAUCACCGAGGACUUCGUGCGGCAGCGAUACCUGGAUUACCGGCGCAUCCCGCACACGGACCCCGUGGACUACGAGCUCCAGUGGGGCCCGCGCACCAACCUGGAGACCAGCAAGAUGAAGGUGCUCAAGUUUGUGGCUAAAGUCCACAACCAGGACCCCAAGGACUGGCCGGCGCAGUACUGCGAGGCUUUGGCGGACGAGGAGGCCAGGGCCAGACCCCAGCCCGCGGGCCCUAGUCCAGCCACUGCCUCUGCCCCAACCCCUGCUCCUGUCUCUUGAAAUCUGAGACACACCCCAGGGCCCGCUCCCUCCCCAGGGGAAGGGCUGGAGGUGGGAGGAAGCAUCUUGCUUGUUUAAAUGCGUGGUAGUUCCAGGACGUGUUUGCAAACUUUAAUUCUUGUAAUGUUGUAAGUCGUUUUGAUUCUAAAAUUUCAUUUAGAGGGUGACUUGUUUUGUUUUGAUUUGCUUCAGUGUCUGUGUUUUUUGGUGUAAAGAUCUUGUUAGCUUUAUAAAGCGAAUUGGAAAACUUCCUACCCGGAUCUGGAACUGCCAAGGAAAUAUAAGCGAACUGGCCCUUGUCCGGCCUUUGAACUGCCCCACUCUGUAAAGGAAAAGUCUUCGUAAAUUGAAAACGAAAGUGUAAUUGCCUAUAUCCCCUAUUACCUUAACGCAGCUAUUUUAAAAAUCUGUUCUCUAUGCAUAUAAGCAUUUUGAGUCAUUCUAAGCAAUGUGUGUAUUGUAGUUUUUCCAAAUAAUUUUUUACAUUGAUAAUUACUAUGCUGUGUGGCUGACCAUUUUGUUCAAUUUUUUUUGCUACUAUAGUUAUAAUAAAUACUGUAUUUUUGAAGCAGUUUAGCAUUAUGCAUUUAUUUUAACCCUAACUCAUGAGAAAUUUCAUGACUGAAAACCAGCGUCAUAAGGAAAAAAGAAAACAAUUUUUGUUACAUAUCAUUGAGGUAAAUAGUGUUUUGUUGAAGUUGCUUUACCUUUAUAUGUGUGACAUACUGGAUCAUGAUGUAAAAUUAUUUCUGUGGGUCAUGGAAAAGUUGAUAAAAGUCUUAGUGAUUAACCAUGCCUAUUUGGGAAUCAGACUACCUGGGUUCAGAGUCUGCCUCACUUACAAAUUUAAGGAGAUUAAGUUGUACACAGACCUUUCCUCACCUAUAAAACGGGUUGAUGCUGCCUGUUACUGUGUAUGGUAGUGUGAUAAUUAGGUAUGGAAGUUUAUGUAAAGUUAUGGGCACAAAUUUGUUUAAAUUGGGCUUUUUUUCCUUGGCUUAAGACUGUUAAAGUUUUUUCUUUUUAACUUUUUCUUUCAUUCUCUUGUAAAUCAUGACUGUUCUUCUAGUCC
Messenger RNA from Capra hircus (goat), 2071 nucleotides. RefSeq names its product NSE3 homolog, SMC5-SMC6 complex component (gene NSMCE3). The coding region runs from base 142 to 999 and encodes 285 amino acids. The record is from RefSeq and is a predicted model, not a curated record. The transcript has a single exon. Gene Ontology annotation, biological process: negative regulation of transcription by RNA polymerase II. Gene Ontology annotation, cellular component: nucleus. NCBI's taxonomy places the organism in Eukaryota, Metazoa, Chordata, Mammalia, Artiodactyla, Bovidae.